Messenger RNA from Glycine soja, 1891 nucleotides. Its product is annotated as cytokinin dehydrogenase 7-like. The transcript has 4 exons. Gene Ontology annotation, biological process: cytokinin metabolic process. Gene Ontology annotation, molecular function: FAD binding; cytokinin dehydrogenase activity. The record is from RefSeq and is a predicted model, not a curated record. NCBI's taxonomy places the organism in Eukaryota, Viridiplantae, Streptophyta, Magnoliopsida, Fabales, Fabaceae. Bases 112 to 1653 code for a protein of 513 amino acids.
AACUUGAACUUCGCCAUAGCACGCACACACAACACACAAAUUCUCAAAGGCUCAAACUCAAACGGUACUUACAAAAAAAAAAAAAAAAACGAAACGAAACCCACUCUCACCAUGAUAGCGUACCUAGAACACUUUGUGCACGGAAAUGACACAGAAUCGAUGCCAAACGACGACGUUUCAGCUCUCGAUGGAGCUUUUCACUUCGGCGCCACCGCCGCCGCCGGCAAGGACUUCGGCGGGAUGAAAUCCGUUAAGCCGCGGGCGGUUAUUCGCCCUGCCUUGGCCGGCGACGUGGAGAGGGCGGUGAAGGAGGCGGCGCGCACGACUUACCUGACUGUGGCGGCGCGCGGCAACGGCCACUCCAUCAACGGCCAGGCCAUGGCGGAGAAGGGCCUGGUCCUCGACAUGCGCGCCAUGGAGGACCACUUCACCCUCCUCUCUCUCGACGACGGGUCACUAUACGUCGACGUUUCGGGAGGGGCAUUAUGGGAAGAUGUCCUCAAACGCUGCGUUUCGGAGUUCCGCCUCGCGCCGCGGUCUUGGACCGAUUACCUCGGCCUGACCGUCGGCGGGACGCUCUCCAAUGCCGGCGUCAGCGGCCAGGCCUUCCGCUACGGCCCGCAAACCGCCAACGUAACGGAAUUGGAGGUGGUGAGCGGCAAAGGCGAAACCUUAGUCUGUUCCGAAUCACAAAAUUCGGAACUCUUCUUCGCCACCCUGGGAGGAUUAGGCCAGUUCGGCAUCAUAACUCGCGCUCGAGUCCCGGUUCAACAAGCCCCGGACAUGGUGAGAUGGAUAAGGGUGGUGUACACAGAAUUUGGCGACUUCACUCGAGACGCAGAGUGGCUGGUGACUCUCCGAGAGGGUGAUGGUUUUGAUUACGUGGAAGGUUUCGUUUUUGUCAACAGUGACGACCCUUGCAACGGCUGGAUCACCGUCCCCGUGGGCCCCAACCAAUACUUCGACCCGGUUCGGAUUCCUUCAACCGCCGGCCCGGUUCUCUAUUGCUUAGAACUUGCCCUUCAUUAUCGUAACCAAGACCAUCCUUCCGCAGUUGAUAUGGAGGUGGAUAGAUUACUUGGACGGUUAAGAUUCGUUGAGGGUCUAAAGUUCAGCGUGGAUGUGACGUACAUGGAAUUCUUGCUACGUGUGAAGCGUGUGGAGGAGGAUGCAAAAGCCAAUGGAAUCUGGGACGCACCCCACCCAUGGCUGAAUAUGUUCGUCUCCAAGUCCAACAUCGCUGAAUUUGAUCGUGAAGUGUUCAAGAAAAUCCUCAAGCACGGAGUUGGUGGCCCCAUUCUAGUGUACCCUCUUUUGCGAAGCAAGUGGGAUAGUCGACACUCGGUAGUGGUGCCGGACAGCAACAUUUUCUACAUUAUAGCCUUGCUCCGAUUUAUUCCACCACCCCCAAAGGGACCACCUACAGAACUAUUGGUGGAACAAAACCAUGAGAUUAUUCAGUUGUGCUACAACAGAGGCUUCGAUUUCAAGUUGUAUCUCCCUCACUACCAGUCAAAGGAGAACUGGAUGCGACACUAUGGAGAUAAGUGGUCCAGAUUCGUCGAGAGAAAGGCCAAUUUUGAUCCCUUGGCUAUUCUUGCACCUGGACAGAAAAUUUUUUCCCGAAUCCCUCAACCCUUGUCUAUCACUUAAAUAUUAAUUAUUUUAGAUUAAUAUAUUGCUUUUUUUUUCUUUUUCUUUUUCUCAACCCACUGUGACCAUUUUGUCUUGAUUUCAUUUUUUUUUCUCUCUUUCUCUUGACUCCCCCCUUUCCUUUUGUUUCUGUCCCCAAUCGCUCCAACCAUUUACCACACCGUUGUAGCCAUAUUGUAAAUGAAUAUUUUGGGGGUGAAAUUAAUAUCAAUCUUGAUCUUUUGUACUGUGAAUUAAA